AUGUCGACUAAUGAUGAUAACAUACAUUUAUUACCAUUGGAUGAUUAUAAUGAUUUUGAGAAUUCUUCAAAUAAAUCAGAAAAUGAUUCAAUUGAAGUAGUCAUUGAAUAUAGUAGUUCUGACGAUGAAUUAGAAAUUAAUGGUGAUGAUCACUAUAGUUCUGUACUUAACGUUGAUAAUAAUCGUUCUUUAUUUGAUGAUAUUAAUAAAGGUUAUUCUACACUUCAUGUUGUUAAUCGUUGUCCAACACUUGAUCUUAAUAAUAAACAUUCUUUAUUCGAUGAUACUAAUGAGAAUUGUGCUGCGUGUGAUGAUACAUAUUCACAAUUUAAUUCAGAGGCAUCAAAUGAUGAUGAUGAACUUGAAUAUCAUGCAUUAAAUAUAUCUUCUACAUCUUUAUCAUCUCAUCCGUCAUUGUUGGCAACUAAUACUAUUGCAUCAAGUAAUAAUGGAAUCAAAGAAACAUCAAAACUUUCCUUCAAACAACUUCAACGUCAAGGUGCUAAAUUAAGUCUUGAAUUAAAACAUAAUCCACCAUCAUGUGAAUGGUAUUAUCGUUUCAUGAAACUUCAUAGAUUAUCUUUACAAUGUCCAAAAAGACAACAAAAAAUUCCUCUUAUCGAUGCUUAUAAACUUGUUUCUUCAUUUCAUUCUUAUAUUCGACGUGCAAGCAAAUGGGAUCCUAGGCAAGAUCCUAUGGGAGCUUUCACACAAAGUGAUAUUUGUAAUAUAGACGAAAGUCUUCUUCAAUUAUUUGGUGAUCAAGGAAAACUUAGUAUUAAUGAUAUUGGUACACCAAAUGAUAUAGAAGGAAAUCUUAGUGAUAAACGUUUUGCAACAUUGAUUCUUACGGUGUUUGAUCAAGAUAAUUCUCGACUCGAGCCUGUUCUUAUUUUCAAAGUGGAGGAAUAUAUUGAAAAGAAUGAACCUAGGAAUAAAAUAAAACUUUCAACAUCACAAUCACGUAUUCUUUACAACAGAUUUACUUGGUCUGCAUGGAUACGAACAUUGAAAAGCAUCGAUUUUCUUAAAGCUUAUCACGACGUCAGUUAUAUUUGGACAGAUAAUUCACCUGUCUCACUUCGUUCAAUGCCCGGUUAUACGUUUGAUCCAACAUCAGUUGAAUGUUUGUCGUUAGUGGAUGAUAAUUACGAUAAUGAAGAACAUAUUGAUAUUGUUGCUGAAGAAGCUUCAUAA
Molecule: messenger RNA, 1197 nt
Organism: Rotaria sp. Silwood1
Lineage: Eukaryota; Metazoa; Rotifera; Eurotatoria; Philodinida; Philodinidae
Source: the annotation of a GenBank genome assembly